UUACAAGCUUACGAAAACUAAUAAUGAGCUCGAACAGAUGGUCGUCUUUUGAUGAAGAUUCGGUUCAGUAUUUCCCAACGACAAUUCAAUAUCUUGAUGUUAGUCAAAAUUUAAUGCUUUUGGGGAAGUAUUUGAUAGAAAUAUUCUCUGGAAAAUAUUUAUGGAAUGUAAAAUUCGUCAACAUUUCAUCUCAAAAUAAUAAAUACGGAAUAAAACCAUUAAUCUUCAGCCGGGCAUUCUUCGUCCAAAAUAAGUUACAGAAGCGUGCAAAUCUGACAAAUAACACGAGCAAGCCGUGCGCAAAUUGUUUGGGGGCUGCCUUUUCUGUCAGAGUACCGUUACCGCAGCAGAUUGAAGUAUUAGACAUAAGUCAACUUGACUUGGAUAUUCACGUUCUCAGAUUGUGUAUAUGUGAGCCAAACAGUCUAAGAGAGUUUUACAUGCAGCAAAACAAAUUCAGAAUAAUUAAUGGUCCGUUGUUGGGUAUGGAACAUGUGCAGAUACUUGAUUUGUCAAACAACAAUUGCAAUGAUUUAGUUCAUGAUGCGUUUCAUUUUCUUCCAAAUUUAAAACGUUUGUUUUUGUCGGGAAACUUGCUAGAUUAUUCAUUGGGGCGUGACAAAGCUGGUAUAACUUUUCAGAACUUGAGUCUGCUAAAUGAACUUGACCUCUCAUUUAACAGAUUGCGUUACCUUCCAUCUGAAAUAUUCAAGGGUUUGACAGGUUUGGAAAUUUUGAAAUUGGACAAUAACAAUAUAAAGACAUUUGCAGUUAAUAUGCAGAUGAUGACACGCCUGAAUAUUUUAAUCCUAAAUAACAACAAAUUGAGAUACAUCCCGCAACUUCAAAUGAAACAGAUCGACAAAAUCAUACAAAGUAGAUCGCUGCAAAUAAACUUGGCGAAUAAUAAUUUCAAAUGCAAUUGUACUGACAUUGAGUUUGUACGAUGGAUUCAGGAAAGAAAUCUGAACCUUUUGGAUGUUGAGACCUACCAUUGUACAUACAUAGACGACAUUACUAAAAAUCUUACCGGUAAAAGCCUCGUGCACGAUCUAGAAAAAGAAUGUGCAAGCUACACCCUCAUCAUAGUCGUGGCAUCAAUUCUCGUGUCAGCGUUUCUGAGCAUUUUGACUGGCGGCAUCAUAUAUCGGUACCGUUGGCACUUGCGAUAUUUGUAUUAUUCCUCGAAGUUUCGUAUGAAGGGGUACAUGCCGGUAGACACUGAUGAGGAUAGGUUUAGAUAUGACGUAUUUGUUUCAUACAGUGACCAAGAAAGAAAUUUUGUCAUUGUUGAUCUAUUGCAUGAGUUAGAGGAAUCACGGUCUUUGAAAUUAUGCAUCCACGAGCGAGAUUUCUUUCUCGGUGGCAUGGUGACUGAAAAUAUCGUCUAUGCCAUAAACAACUCUAGAAUCACUCUGGUUCUUCUUUCAAGAGGGUUCAUGGAAAGCCACUGGUGCAGAUACGAGUUGAACAUGGCCAGGAUGGAGGCGAUCAAGACUGGAAGAGAUGUCCUGUGUAUCGUGAAGAUGGAAGAAAUCAUGCAUGACAACCUGCCGCUGGAAGUGAUUGACGUCAUAAGGAAUCAUACGUACAUUCAACUUCCGGAGGAGAGAGAACACAUGACCUUGUUUUGGGACAGGCUGCAUACAGCACUUUCCGAAUAAAAUAUACGUACCUCCUUUACUGAAAACAACAAUUGUUAGGCCUAAUAUGUAUUUCCUCAAUAAAGCCCAAAUAAUUUA
This is a messenger RNA of Mya arenaria, 1742 nucleotides long. Its product is annotated as toll-like receptor 4. Gene Ontology annotation, molecular function: transmembrane signaling receptor activity; protein binding. NCBI's taxonomy places the organism in Eukaryota, Metazoa, Mollusca, Bivalvia, Myida, Myidae. The transcript has a single exon. The coding region runs from base 24 to 1664 and encodes 546 amino acids. The record is from RefSeq and is a predicted model, not a curated record. Gene Ontology annotation, cellular component: membrane. Gene Ontology annotation, biological process: toll-like receptor signaling pathway; immune response.